This is a messenger RNA of Aaosphaeria arxii CBS 175.79, 2592 nucleotides long. RefSeq names its product glycoside hydrolase family 2 protein. The transcript has a single exon. Gene Ontology annotation, molecular function: hydrolase activity, hydrolyzing O-glycosyl compounds. NCBI's taxonomy places the organism in Eukaryota, Fungi, Ascomycota, Dothideomycetes, Pleosporales. The record is from RefSeq and is a predicted model, not a curated record. The coding region runs from base 1 to 2592 and encodes 863 amino acids. Gene Ontology annotation, biological process: carbohydrate metabolic process.
AUGAUCUUAUUCAACCAUGGCGCAAACGCAGACAACAUCAAUGGCCAUCGCGAACGUGCGUCGCAGCUUCCCGUUCGUGAACGAACCAACAUCAACGCGAACUGGCGAUUUCAACGCUUCACCACCAACCCAGACAAUCUCAGCUACGCCAAAUUGAAGCCUUGGAUCCUACCCUCCGCCAACGAUUUCGUCAAAGACGCUUCCCGCCGCGUGCAAAGACCCAAAGACCCGCCAGAAAAUGUAACCUACGCCCAAGCAACCUUCGACGACAGCUCCUGGGAGUCUCUGAACCUCCCUCACGACUGGGCGGUCAAAGGUCCAUUCUACACCGGAAGCAAUGCGCCCGUGGGAGGAGGCAUGGGCCGCCUACCCAGCCAGGGCAUCGGCUGGUACCGAAAGCGACUUUCUCUCACCUCUGCCGACGAGGGCAGAACAGUGUACCUGGACCUCGACGGCGCGAUGUCCUACGCGGCUGUCUGGCUUAAUGGGAACCUUGUUGGCGGUUGGCCUUAUGGCUAUGCUUCGUUUCGAUUGGAUCUGACUCCGUAUUUGAGGCUUGGGGAUAAUCAGUUGGCGAUUCGACUGGACCAACCGCUUGAGUCCUCGAGAUGGUAUCCUGGAGCGGGGAUUUAUAGGGAUGUGUGGUUGACGAAAGUUCAUCCAGUUCACGUUGGUCAAUCAGGCACGUAUGUGACAUCAAAGUCAGUCUCUGCGCAGACUGCUACUUUAGACCUCGCCGUGCAGGUGAAGAGUGCGGCGAAAAGUGGCGAGGCGACAGAGGUUCAGGUUGUGACAGAUAUUUAUAUCCUGGACGCCGGGACGGGGAGUCGAGGAAGCAAGAUUGGUCAGUUCCCGAGCGCCAAUAUCAGUGUGAAGGCGGGGACGGUAGUGACGACCAAUGCAACGGUCAUAUUGCAAAACCCGAAGUUAUGGGGUCCUCCCCCAGCGCAAGAACCGAAUUUGCAUGUAGCAGUCACGAAUAUCUAUGUUGGUGGAGAAGUCGUAGAUACGUACGAGACUGAAUUCGGAAUUCGGUCGGUGUCAUAUGCCGGCGACGGCCUCAGAGUGAACGGGCAGAGGAUUUAUCUACAAGGGGUCUGCCAGCAUCACGACCUGGGAUCACUUGGAUCUGCUUUUAACAUCGUAGCAGCUAGACGUCAACUAUCUAUGCUGCAAGAUAUGGGAUCCAACGCCAUUCGGACCUCGCACAAUCCUCCUGCUCCACAACUGCUCCAGCUCGCAGACCGCAUGGGAAUCUUGGUCCUCGACGAGAUUUUCGAUACCUGGGGAAGCCAUAAAGUGAAGAACGAUUUCCAGACCAUAUUCGCAGACUGGUCCGAGCCCGAUCUCCGAGCUUUCAUCCGUCGGGAUCGCAACCAUCCAUCGGUCUGGGCCUGGAGCUUCGGCAAUGAAAUCGCGGAGCAACGGAGCAGCAACGGCGCCACGGCUGCCCAAAGACUUCGAGACAUCAUUCGAGAAGAAGAUAGCACUCGUCGCACGACAGUGGGAAUGAACAACGCGGGGCCCGAUACAGCAUUUACUUCCAUAGUAGAUCUCAUUGGUCUCAACUAUCAAGGCGAAGGCAUGGGUACCGGAGCGCCCACGUUCCAGAACUUCAGGAGUAAAUUUCCAGACAAAAUGAUCUUUAGUACAGAAAGCUCUUCCGUGGUCAGCUCGAGAGGGACGUACCUGUUCCCCGUCGCGAGUGGUAACAGCGUCACGGUGAAUACGAAUGGGCAAGGCGCCGAUUCCCGUACACGACAAGUGAGUUCUUAUGAGUUGUAUGCAGUGUCGUGGGGAGCUUCGCCCGACAAGGUAUUCGCCGGCCAGGACCAGUAUCCGUACGUCGGCGGUGAGUUCGUCUGGACGGGUUGGGACUAUUUGGGCGAGCCAACACCAUUCGAUUCGUCGCGGAGCAGCUACUUCGGGAUAAUCGAUCUGGCAGGAUUCCCAAAGGAUAGGUUCUACUUGUACCAGGCACGUUGGAAUCCGAAUGUGAAGAUGGCCCAUAUCCUCCCGCAUUGGAACUGGCCGGACAGAGUUGGUCAAGUCACGCCCGUCCACGUCUUCUCGUCUGGCGACGAGGCUGAACUCUUUGUGAAUGGAGUAUCACAAGGUCGCCAAAAGAAAGCAACAUCUACUUACAGAUUCCGGUGGGAUAAAGUUACAUACCAGUCCGGUGAAGUCAAGGUAGUCACCUACAAGAAUGGCAAAGAGUGGGCGACCGCAACGAGGCGCACAACUGGAGCUGCCGCAAAAUUGAAUAUCACGACGUAUGGAAACCGAACAAGCAUCAGGGCCAACGGAGAGGACCUAUCAUUCCUAACCGUUGCUGUCGUGGAUGAGAAGGGCGACGUUGUGCCAGAAGCUAACCCGACAAUUACUUUCUCUGUCAAAGGUGCUGGGGAGAUCGUGUCAACUGAUAAUGGAGAUCCAACAGAUAUGACCGUAUUCCCAUCGAAGGAACGGAAAGCGUUUAGAGGGCUGUCUUUGGCUAUUGUGCGUGCAAAGGCAGGGGGUUCUGGAGCCAUUGUUGUUGGAGCCCAGGCGAGUGGUCUUGAAUCCACCGAGUUUACACUUCAGAUCGAGUAG